Molecule: messenger RNA, 1823 nt
Organism: Volvox carteri f. nagariensis
Lineage: Eukaryota; Viridiplantae; Chlorophyta; Chlorophyceae; Chlamydomonadales; Volvocaceae
Exons: 4
Source: RefSeq, a predicted model, not a curated record
GUGAGAAGCAGCUCAGGGUGCAACUCGAUCAGGCGAUAGCACAUUUGUCUGCGAAGGACAGAGAGAUAGCGGACCUCAAGAGGCGACAUGAAGAGACAGCUGCACGGCAAGCUCAAGUCCAACGGGCAGCUUCCGAUGACUUAGUGCGCAGCACGAACGUGCUACGGCAGCAGGUCCAGGAGCUGUCAUCGGCGCUGCAAGCAAAGGAACGAGAAGCUGCAGAGACAUCUAAAAAGCUCCAGACUGCUCUAGACGAAGCCAUCGACGCGAAACGGCAGCUUGAGGAGGGGCGCGUUGUAGCACGGUCAGCGGACCAAGCCCAAACCGCUGCCGCUGCAGCACAAACCCAAAUAGCAGAAUACGAGAAACAGCUUCGGGAGAUUCAGGCCGUCCAGGAGGCCCUCACCCGGGAGUUAGCCGCCGCCCGUGAGGACGCAGCGGUGGCUUCCAGCGAUGCGUCUCAUGCACGGGAGGAUGCUGCCAGCGCUCGCGACCAGCUCGCCAAGGUCCUUGCGGACCAGUCCAAGGCCAUCGCGGAGGCGGAGGAGCGCGCCGCAGCUAUCGCGCAAGAGGCCGCCUCCUCAACCGUCGCCGCUGCCGCUGAUAUGGCCGAAAAGGCAGCUGUCGCCAACCGACAGCAGGCCGAGACCCUCAAAGCCGAGCUCGCAGCCCAGAUGGCCAAGCUUGAUGCUGCCGAACAGGCUGCAGCAGAGCUCCCGGCCCUGCGCCAGCAGGUGCAGGAAGCGCAGAACCAUCUCGCAACGGCACUGGCAGAGCUGGCCUCCGUCAAAGAGUCGCGCUGUGACCUGUCUGAGCGCCUGGCGGAGUGUAAAGCGGAGCUGGAGGACGCCAACCUGGCCCGCCAAAGCAUGACGGCAGAGCGACAGGUGCUACUAGAGCAGCUGGAGCAAGUUGCCGCUGAGCGCAGCCGGUUGGAAACGCAGGUACAGGAGCUGGAGGCGAACCUUUUGGAAGCCGUUACGGCAGCGACUAUGGCGGCAUCGGCUGCGGCCGAAGCCGCGACGGCGGCGGCGGCAGCAGACGCUGACUUGACGCAAAAGGAGGACAAUGAAAGGAUCGAGGAUGUAUUGCGGCCGGCUGGGCGCUCCGGCGGCGGGGGAGAGGACGACCUUGUUCGGCUGGAGGCUUUGGGUGCGAAGGUUCUGGCGGAAGAGCUGGCGGCGGCGCGUAGUGAGGCUUCUGACCUGCGCAAGGAGCUGGAGCGCACUAUCGUGCGUCACGCGGAGGAGGAGGAAGCAGUGGAGACGGAUAACGAGAGGCUCAAGGCCCUGGCGUCGAAGGACAAGCUCAGCGCCCAACUGUGCACCACACAGAACGAUCUGGAGGCGGCUCGCAACCGUGUAGAGGAGCUGAAGCUGGAGAUCACGGGGCUGGAGCUGGAACGCGCUGCGUUGCGCAGUCGUGAGGAUGAAGCCCAGGCGGAGGUAGCCAAGCUGCAACAGCAGCUGAAGGAGGCGCAGAUGCGGGCGGUGGAACUGGUCAGCGCCAACGCGGACCUGCAAGUGGAGCAGGCCAAGGAGCAGCUCUCCAGUCUCACCGAGAUCGACCUGGACUCCAUGCUGCGACAAAUCGACAACGUGCAAACACGCAAGACAUCGAAGAAGUCUGUGCCGGCAGCACCCGUGGAGGUGAUGAUGGCGGCGGCGGGGCUGUCGGCCAAGUCGGGCUUUGUGUCAAUGGGGAGCGGCACGCCGUCGGCUGCAAGGAGCGCUGGUCCAGCCAGUGCCAGUGCCAACGGUGCAGACACGCCUUUGGCAGCGGGGACAGUAGCGGCCCUUAGUUUCGGGACUUCGGACAUUUGA